Daucus carota subsp. sativus is the source of this 393-nucleotide messenger RNA. RefSeq lists its product as uncharacterized. The record is from RefSeq and is a predicted model, not a curated record. The coding region runs from base 1 to 393 and encodes 130 amino acids. The transcript is spliced from 2 exons. Lineage: Eukaryota; Viridiplantae; Streptophyta; Magnoliopsida; Apiales; Apiaceae.
AUGGCCACUCCCACUAAGCUUGAACAGGACAUAUCUGGUAAGAAAGUUGAUAUUUCAAGCAAUAGAGGUAUGAUUGGCUCAUUACUCUAUCUCACUGCUAGUAGACCUGAUAUAAUGUUUGCAACAUGUUUAUGUGCAAGGUUCCCGAGUGAUGCUAAAGAGUCACAUCUUAUAACUGAUGCAGGAUUGAUAGGAAAAGCAACUUCUGGAAGCUGUCAGUUUCUAGGACGACGGUUGGUUUCCUGGUACAGCAAGAAACAACACUCAGUAUCUACCUCGACAGCGGAAGCAGAAUAUAUUGCGGAAGGUAGCUGUUGUGCUCAGAUCUUAUGGAUUAGGAAUCAGCUUAAUGACUAUGGACUUGUAUUAAACAAAAUUCCCUAUAUUUUGUGA